GGAACCUGCGCUGAGAUAUGAUGCUUCGCAAACUCAAUCGAAACGAUGACGUUUUUAUGAUUAAACUCAACCGCCAUAGAAGCAUAUGUAGUGGUCCUUAAUAUUCUUUAAAAUAAUUAAAAUGCCAACAGCCAUAGUCACCGGCGCCACCGGCAUCACCGGCAACGCCAUCGUGCAGCAUCUGCUCCAAGACCCCUCCUACACAAAGAUCUACACGCUCUCCCGGCGUCAGCCAGGCCUCCAAGAUCCGCGCAUCCAGCACGCCCAGCUCGACCUGCAAGCAUCCGCCACGGACAUGGCCCAGGCCCUGCAGGGCAUAUCAGCGGAUUACGUCUUUUUCAGCGCGUACCUCGCGCGUUCCGACGAAGGUGAAGCCGCGCGUGUCAACAGCACUCUGCUGUCUAACUUCAUCGAGGCCCUCGAAACCACGGGUGCAAUCAAGGAGCUCAAACGGCUGAUCCUGACCUGCGGCUUCAAGCACUACGGCGUCCAUCUGGGUCUGCCGAAGCAGCCGCUGCUGGAGUCCGACCCGCGGUUGGAGAACGGAGCAGGCGGCCGCGCCUGGCCGCCUAACUUCUACUACGCGCAGCAAGACAUCCUCGAAAAGGCAUCCCGGCGCGGAGGCUGGGAGUGGAUCUGCACGCUGCCGAAUGACGUGAUCGGCUACGCGAAGAACAACUUCAUGAACGAGGCGACUGCGCUGGGCCUGUACUGCGCCGCUAGCAAGGCCCUGCCGGGCUCCAAGCUGAUCUACCCGGGGAACCGAACCAACUACUUCGCUUACAACUGCUGGACGUCGGCUGAGACGCACGCGCGGUUUUGCCUGUGGGCUGCUACGGCGCCGGGGGCUGGGAACAAUAUCUUCAACGUCACUAACGGUGAUACCGAGUCGUUCCAAAGGCUGUGGCCGCGUCUCGCUGCGCGGUUUGGCUGCACAGUUCCGGAGAAUAUGUUCGGCCCUGGGGGCCAGCAGGCAGAUAGCUCGUGCGCGACGGAGACGCAGUUGCCAAACAGUCAUCCGAUCUGCGUGCACGCGCGCGAACUGGGGAUCCCCGAGGACGACGCAUUGAGCACGCAGCGACCGGUGCUGCGACUGCCGGUUGACCCGCAGAAGUGGGCCCAACGCCAGGACGUCCAGGAGGCAUGGACACAGCUGCGUGACAAGUAUAACCUGGAUCAGAAGGCAUGGGACGGCGCGACGUGGGACUUCUUGACGUUUGUGCUGGGACGCGAAUGGGGGUGUGUGGGGAACAUGAGCAAGGCUAGAGCACUGGGGUGGUCGGGGUAUGAGGAUACGUGGGAGGCCUUUGAGAGGACGUUCGAGACGCUAGAGAGAGAAGGAAUUUUGCCACCUGCAGAGAGAUUGCGGAGCGGUUGAUCUGGGUUUGCGGAUCGAGGGGCGUGCGAGAUGGGCUCAAUUGGUUUGUACUAGGGUUGUUUGUCGAAGUAGGCUAUCAUUCGUAAUAUAUGAUGAUAUCUCAGUGAAAGGGAAGACAAAGCUCGAAUCUUACAUAUCAAGCUGAGCUUGCAUGGAAUCGGAUGAUCAGCGGAUGUUCUGAUAGACACGACCAGCGUCGCGCAGCCUUUAGCGGUGAAUACACCUCCAUCCAUUGGUCACUAUCCACCGCAUAGUAGGACGCUUGCAGCUGGUGCUGAUAAGUGUAGGUGAGCUCCGGUGGGAUGCGUGAGUUGGCAGGAUGAUGCGCCUGAGAUGGAGAAGGUCUGGACCAGCAAGCAAAGUUUGGUUGAUUUACUUGGCAACCAAUAAAGGGCACACACCACGUGACUGCGGAAGGUUAUGCUCGGUUUUCU
This is a messenger RNA of Aspergillus candidus, 1812 nucleotides long. RefSeq names its product SDR family oxidoreductase. The transcript has 2 exons. Bases 122 to 1378 code for a protein of 418 amino acids. The record is from RefSeq and is a predicted model, not a curated record. NCBI's taxonomy places the organism in Eukaryota, Fungi, Ascomycota, Eurotiomycetes, Eurotiales, Aspergillaceae.